This is a messenger RNA of Psammomys obesus (fat sand rat), 887 nucleotides long. RefSeq names its product DET1 and DDB1 associated 1 (gene Dda1). Bases 83 to 391 code for a protein of 102 amino acids. The record is from RefSeq and is a predicted model, not a curated record. Gene Ontology annotation, biological process: positive regulation of proteasomal ubiquitin-dependent protein catabolic process. NCBI's taxonomy places the organism in Eukaryota, Metazoa, Chordata, Mammalia, Rodentia, Muridae. Gene Ontology annotation, cellular component: Cul4-RING E3 ubiquitin ligase complex. The transcript has 5 exons.
GCUGGAAGUGGCUGUGCGGCGGCGACUGGGAAGAAGGCUGCGGCGGCGGCGGCGGCGGCCCGGGCGGCGGAGGACGCGGACGAUGGCAGACUUUCUGAAAGGCUUGCCCGUCUACAACAAGAGUAACUUCAGCAGGUUCCACGCGGACUCUGUGUGCAAGGCCUCGAACCGCCGUCCCUCAGUGUACCUGCCGACCCGAGAGUACCCGUCAGAGCAGAUCAUUGUGACAGAAAAGACAAACAUCCUCCUGCGGUACCUGCACCAGCAAUGGGACAAAAAGAACGCCGCAAAGAAGAGAGACCAAGAACAGGUGGAGGCGGAGGGCGAGAGCUCAGCGCCACCACGCAAGGUGGCCCGGACCGACAGCCCAGACAUGCCCGAGGACACCUAGGCCCGAUGCAGCACCCCUCGUCUGUCAGCUCUGUCCACUCCCGCCCGCGUGUGUAAGCACAGCCCGCCUCCUACACCCAGCCUGCGCCCUCCAACCUCAUAGGACCCAUGUAUUUAUUUUCCUUGAGUUUUUAUUUAUGCUGUAACUCGUGUCAAGCAUUGGUUAAAGGGACAUCAGGCCCAGCUACAGGGUGUCAGUAGAUGCAUUUUAAAGCACAGUGGUGCCCCAACCCAGCCACCCGCCAGCGAGACCACACCAGGGUCCAGAGCCCAGGGCGGGCUGGUCCCCAACACACCUAGCGGCCUUCUCACUCCUUUCCACCCACAGGCCUAGCUGGGUCUUGGGACUCCCGGGUCCGGCCAGUGCCCAGGCCUCGCGCAGAGCCCAUGCCAGGGCAGGAGAGAGCUGGCCCUUCUGAAUCUUUCUCUUAAGUCAGAUUAUCAUGGACUAGCCCAUGCUCCACAUCCACCCCAAUAAAAGGAUCUUUCCUACUCCA